AUGUCAGAAGAAGAUAACAAUAACCUAGCCAUCCAAAUAGUCAAUCUCCUUAAAAAUGGAGUUCAAAUUCAAACCCAGAACCCAAAACCAAAUCCCUCUGAUAGCCUAAAAAUUAGCCUCAAUCUUACUAGCCAAAACUACCCUCUAUGGGCUCGGAUGAUACGAGUCGCCAUAGGGGGGAAAUCAAAAACUCUUUUAAACCAUCUCACCCAAAACCCGCCAGAAUCCAGUGAUGAUCAGUGGGAACAAGAUGAUUUAAUCGUUUUUUCAUGGCUCAUCCAAAAUAUCGAGCCGGUCCUUGCUAGUAACUUAACAGAGUUCCCGACAGCGAAAACGCUAUAG
Molecule: messenger RNA, 342 nt
Organism: Lactuca virosa
Lineage: Eukaryota; Viridiplantae; Streptophyta; Magnoliopsida; Asterales; Asteraceae
Source: the annotation of a GenBank genome assembly